UGAAACUAGUAUUCUGUGAAGAAAAUGAAUGUUAAGAGUGUGUAGAACUAGAUUUGAAAUUAUAGUGUAAUUUAUUAGAAAAAAUUAUGGAUUCAUUGCCGUCGAAGGCCGAUAUGGAACUGAUUUUUCACAGAUUAAAAGCUCUGCCUGCUAAUAAAUCGUGUUUCGAUUGUGGAGCAAAGAACCCCACCUGGGCCAGUGUAACAUAUGGUAUAUUCAUAUGCAUUGAUUGCUCCGCAGUCCAUCGAAGUUUAGGUGUUCAUUUAACAUUUGUCAGAUCAACACAACUUGAUACAAACUGGACCAUGCAGCAGUUAAAACAAAUGCAACUAGGUGGUAAUGCGAAUGCUAUGCAGUUCUUUUCGCAACACAACUGCAAUACAAACGAUGCCCAGAAAAAAUACAACUCAAGAGCUGCCCAGUUAUAUAGGGAAAAAUUAAGCUUUGCAGCGCAAGCAGCGCUCAGAGCCGACGACAAGCUUCAUUUCCAUGAGGACAAAGAAGAGAAGUUCGUUGAAAAAGAGACACCCGAUUUUUUCGCCGAGCAUGAAAAUUUUGAUAUAACAGAAAGUGAAAGUCUGAGUGCCCAAAGUCUUGAAAAAUCUCAAUCCAAGGAAGAGAUAAAAAUUCCAGAGGGUGAAGGUCCAAAAGUAGAUUUUGGCAGUCAUAUCAAAAGUGAAUCAACAAAAUCGAACAUUACAAGCAGAAAACCGGCUGCGAAGAAAACGAUGAUGGGCGCUAAAAGGGCGGGAGGCUUAGGCGCCACCAAGGUUAAAGCCGAUUUUGCUUCCAUCGAGCGAGAAGCUGAAAGAGCGGCCGAGGCAGGUCGUCGGGAUCGUGAGGAAGCGGCAAGCAUAGCUCGUCUAGCCACUGAAAACGCCGAGCGGGCAGAAGCCGCUCUCAGAUUGGCUUACCGAGAUGCAACUGAAGAAGUAAAACGUCAGGGCGGUCCGCCUUCUAAAGUUAACCAGAUCGAACGACUCGGAAUGGGCGUUUCUAGUAGGGGAGUCGGUAAAGGUGUUUCUCAUUCCGCAUUGAGCGACAUGAAAGUAAUUGAACAGGAAAAACCUGUGCCCGCGUCCAUAAAAACGUUGGAUACCCUAGGUCGGUUAAAUUUGAGCGAGAGCUCGGACCCAUUCGAAGAUUACGUCAAUGGGGUUGGUAUUUACUCGAAAGAGUCUAGCUGGGUUGUGGUAGAGGAGUCGCCAUCAAGGCCCGCCGAGCCGGAAAGGGCUCCGACUCGCGAAAAAAGUAGUAGUCGGUAUCCGGUUGAGUUUACCCCUAGCACGGACGAAGCCCAAAGAAAAUUUGGCAAUGCCAAAGCCAUAUCGUCGGACCAAUUCUUCGGAGACAACAGUGCCGAUAGCGAGGCCAAGGCUAACCUUAAUCGAUUUCAAGGCUCGAGCAGUAUAUCGUCGGCCGAUUUCUUCGGAAGAAACGAAGAUGCCGCCCGGGGGGCUCACAAUUUGCCCGCCUACGACAUCGAAGACGUCAAGGAAAGCGUUCGCCAGGGGGUCACCAGGGUGGCCGGUAAAAUUGGCUCGCUGGCCAACGGUCUCAUGUCGUCCAUUCAAGAUCGUUACGGUUACUAGCAGAAAUCGAAACGGCGGCUGCCCGAUAGCCUCACGGCUGACACUUUCGACGUUCGUAGCUGCUCGAUUUUGUAUAAAUAUAUAGGUAAAAUCAAUUCUACGAUAAUUAUCAUUUGUAUUUAAUUUUACUUGAGCCAGCGUUCAGCAGCUUCUGUAAGGGUCGGUGUCCAUAGAAUAUUCUCUUUCGGUUAGUUAUUGCAUGUUCGAACGAAUUUGUAUUCUCUGUAUUUGUAAAAUAAAGCCUCUGCAAUUUUAUUUUAAA
This is a messenger RNA of Cylas formicarius (sweet potato weevil), 1854 nucleotides long. It is a transcript of the gene ArfGAP3, whose product is annotated as ADP-ribosylation factor GTPase-activating protein 2. Gene Ontology annotation, biological process: COPI coating of Golgi vesicle. Gene Ontology annotation, molecular function: GTPase activator activity. Bases 87 to 1592 code for a protein of 501 amino acids. The record is from RefSeq and is a predicted model, not a curated record. The transcript has 8 exons. Lineage: Eukaryota; Metazoa; Arthropoda; Insecta; Coleoptera; Brentidae.